AUGAAGAGUUCUUCUCCAUCCUAUUCUGCCAGUACUUCCACAACCACCAACUCCAUUAAUCUUCGAGCUAUCGUCUUGAUCGCCGUCUUCCUCUCCGCAGCCUCAUGCAUCCGGCUUUCCGAGGCAUCGUCGUCGCAUGAAGCCUUCUCGGGCCCCCUCUGCGACCGCCGCCUCCACCACCGCUGCAGCUACCAUCACCAUGUAGAGAAUUCUUGCUCCACAUGGCAUCCGCCACCUUCUUGGUGCCUUCCAUUCCCACGAGGCCGGCUUCCACCCCCUCCUCAGCCUCCGCCGCCGCCGCCGAUGGAAGAGGAGAUCGAUCCAAGAUAUGGCGUCGAGAAGCGGCUCGUCCCCACCGGGCCCAAUCCUCUUCACAACUGA
Messenger RNA from Phoenix dactylifera (date palm), 381 nucleotides. The record is from RefSeq and is a predicted model, not a curated record. NCBI's taxonomy places the organism in Eukaryota, Viridiplantae, Streptophyta, Magnoliopsida, Arecales, Arecaceae.